GUAAACAGGAGCUGACCAGGUAUUUCAUCACCAAAAAGCGUUUUUUUUUUCAGAGACAAAGAAAUGGCUGUGGUGAAGCUGAUGUGGCUACAGCAAGUCAGCAGCAGGAUCCUGGAGCUGCCUCAUGUGAAGACUGUGGAAGAGGGACAGUGCACCUGCCAGGCUCAGGCCCCACUGAGCUCCAAACAUGUUUCCUUCAGCCUCUCUGUGCAGAGACCUCCCUGUUCCUGCAAAUGUGUGACUCAGGAGCAGCAGGGCUCCUGGCCCCUGGUCCUCACUCUGAUCAGGGGGUGCCUCAUGGGGGCUGGCUUCCUCCUCACCUAUGGCCUCACAUGGCUCUACUACACCAGGCGAGCAGCUCUGUCUCUCUACUGGGAAGGUGUGGAAACCCCCAGAAAAUGAGGCUGACAUCCUGACUGACUCUCCCUUCUUGUGAAUAUGGCACUGAGGUGAGACAUGGAGUCCAGAGGGGUGGUCAUGGGACAUCAGUGUCACCUUCUCCCUGGGAACUCCUGACUCACCUGUCUCAAUUGUACCCUUGGGGUUUUAAUUUGAGUGACUGAGGAUGACAAGGAGAGUCAACACCAAUGAAAAAACGUUUUUAUUCCUUUCAUUUACUGAGAGGAGGCCCCGCAAGGCCAGGCAGGGCCCUGGGGGAAGCACCACGUUUCAUCAGAGAGCAGAUGGAAAUGGGGGUCAGACUAGUCAGAGUCUUAUUGGGGUUUCCAUGGGAAAUGCAAGUCAGGGCAGGGUGAACAGUUGAGGAUCAGCUAAUAUGAAAUAAUGAGGGUUUUCUUUCUUCCUGUGGGCUAGUCUGUAUUUCUCUGGUCCCAGGUCCUGGGUGAUUGAGGGAAGGUUGGGGUGAUUAGAAAUAUGGGCUCAGGAUUAGGUGGUUUGCACCUGAUAGGCUGUUCGUGGCAGAGAUCUUUCCUGUCUCUGAGAAUUGGUUGUUCUGGGAGGGGGUGUCUCUCCUUGUUUAGCAAGGAUUUUAAGAUGUUAAAACAUGUAAGAUGCAGAAUAUAAACAAGAAGUGAUGCACACCAACUGACUGCCCCUUUGCUGUUGCCUGUAUCUCUCCCACUCAAGUUGUCCUCUCUGUCUCCCCACCCACUGCUCCUCUGUUUCCAUCCCCAGACCCAGGAAGGGGAUGAACUUGG
Phyllostomus hastatus (greater spear-nosed bat) is the source of this 1157-nucleotide messenger RNA. Its product is annotated as sialic acid-binding Ig-like lectin 14. The record is from RefSeq and is a predicted model, not a curated record. Lineage: Eukaryota; Metazoa; Chordata; Mammalia; Chiroptera; Phyllostomidae. The transcript is spliced from 4 exons. Bases 64 to 402 code for a protein of 112 amino acids.